Messenger RNA from Mytilus trossulus (common blue mussel), 5473 nucleotides. RefSeq names its product trichohyalin-like. The coding region runs from base 666 to 3914 and encodes 1082 amino acids. The transcript has 14 exons. NCBI's taxonomy places the organism in Eukaryota, Metazoa, Mollusca, Bivalvia, Mytilida, Mytilidae. The record is from RefSeq and is a predicted model, not a curated record.
CCUGUCACUGUAUACCUGACAGUCACUGUUUUUAUUGGCUAUUUGUGUUUACUUCAUACAGGGAUUAAAUAUUGGUUUAAAUUCUGAGGCGUUUCUAAGUGUAAUAAUUGUCUUCAGUAAACAGUCUAACAUUCAACGGAUAGACAUUUGACGAAUAUACGUAUUUGUUCAUUUGUAAGGUGUGCUACCUAAUACUAGAAACACAUUGCCAAAAUAGAAGAGGAAAUAUUAUCGAUUGUAUUAUCAAUAAGUAUUGUACAGUUUAAAACGUAGUGAUAAACCGCUGAUAAAACUUACUGCAAUACAAAUAUGUAAAGAGACCAAUAUACAAAUGGGAUAUUGGUGAGGAUUUGAGUAACUAUUGACCUGCAUUAACAUAUUACUAUAACAAACAUUACAUACCUGUUCUACUGGUAUCCUAGAGGAGGUGUCAAUAUGAUAUGGAAAGUCAUUGUAGGAUUUAGAAACUUUACAUCAAUCCUCAAAUAAUUCCUUUAAAUCGUCAUUGGAUGAUAAAUCUUCAUUGAUGACCUUCUAUAGUGUGUGGCAUUGUAAUCGUAUUGUCGGAUAACUGUACAAAAUCAUAUAGUUUUUGUGUGUAGGAAUUUAUCUGGAGACUAAAUUUAUCUAGAUUCUGCUGUUAAUAAUUGUUUUUGGAUUUCACUAUGGAUGUGGCUAGCAGAGCUAGCAGAGCUUCCUAUAGACCAAAAGUUCAAAGGGUCAAAAGUGCAGAGCUAUCUGAUUUACAUGUAUAUAUAGUUCCGCCAGAUCUGUGGAGAGAAAGAUAUAACAACUUGUUAAACCAGAACGUCACAGAAACAAUCUCUGCAGGAAUCAUCAGGGUACACCCAGAGACAAGAGUGUGCAAUUUACGUGAUGAAUUAGAAACCCAGCUUGGUGCAGAAUUACUACCUAGAGAUUUUAUAUUUCUUAAAAGUGUAGGCAGAAGUAUAACAAGGUUAAAACCAAAGCAAGAGUUCCAGUUAAAAGUCAAACAUUUUUUACCUCCAAAUUCAUAUGCACCAGAGUUAUAUUUAUUAGAAGUAGAGAAUCGAGAUGAUGAAAAUGAAACCACUGGUAGUACUAGACCUACAACAAGAUCACCACAAUUUACAGAGAGUGAGGAUGAACGCCAGUCAAACAGAUAUAGACAAAAGCCUCGUAAUGCCACAUCACCAUAUCGCUAUACAUCUCCUCUACCGAAAAUAAAAAGUGAUAGAGGUGGUUCACAAAAAACUGUUGAAAGUGUAACCCAUUUUGAUCAGAAUGGGGAUACAGAUGGUGAAAAAAUAGUAACUGUAUCUAAUUCUUGGGGUGGAGAUACAAGGAGAUCCCCUCGUCGUAGCCCCCAAACUUCUAGAAGAUCACCCCCUCCACGUUCCCCUCCCCCUCAAAAUGAUUAUUCUCAUAAACACAAUGAAUACCCAUCUCAGCAAAAUGAUUACCCACCCCCUCAAAAUGACUACCCAGAUACUUCACGUUUAAAUGCAAGCCCUACACAUUCAGGGGUUACAGACAAACCAGUGGCCAGUUCACAUCAACCAGUAGCCAGCAAGUAUGAUCCACGUUCAGCAACUUAUACCAACCAAACCAAUGAUUCUGGGAUAGCAGGUCUAACUCCAGAGGAAUACAGAGAAAACUUUGAUGAUGCUGAAAGGAUGUAUCUAUAUAGGAGGAAGAAUGAGUACAACGAAAGUCGGCAGAAAGAACUAGAGAAUCGGCUCAACGGUGAUCGCAUGAAUGGUGAUCUGGAUGACAGCGAUCGUCAACGCAGACUUAGGGAAGAUCAAGAGAGAGAAGAAUGGGAAAGGAAGAAUAGAGACGAAGAUGAGCGCAGACGCAGGGAAGAGGAAGAUAGAAGGAGGAGGGAAGAAGAGGAACGUCAAAGAGAGGAAGAUGAGAGAAGACGCAGAGAAGAAGAAAGGGAAAAGAUGGCUAGAGAAAAAUUAUCAGGUUCAGAUGAAAGACAAUUACAAGGAAGAAUGAGAAAGGGUGCUAGAAGCACACAUUUGACUCCAAUGGAUCCCGAUUGGACAAAACGAGGGGUACAUGGAGAUUAUGACCAGGGUACUGUUUAUCAAGUUGAUCAGAAGUUAGGUCCUCAAGGAGAAAGGGAUGAUCAGACAAGGUCAUAUAGACAAAAUGAUGACCAGGCACGGUCACACAGACAGACUGACAGAGACGAAAGGACAUAUGAACAAAGGGAUGACCAGGCAGGGACAUAUCGACAAAAUGAUGACCAGGUACGGUCACACAGACAAACUGAUAGUGAGGAAAGGACAUAUGAACAAAGGGAUGAUCAGAAAGGGACAGAUCGACAAAGUGAUGAUCAGGCAAAGUCACACAGGCAAACUGAUAAAGAUACAAGAGCAUAUCAUCAAACCGAUGAUAAGUCAAGACAACCUAAUGAUCAGACAAGGGCUUAUGGGCAUACUAAUGAUCAGACAAGAGAAUAUGGUCCAAAUAAUGAUCAGACAAGGGAUUAUGGACAAACUGAUGACCAGAAAAGGGCAUAUAGUAACAGGGAUCAGACAUCAAAUGAAUAUGACCAAAGACGGCUAAAGGGCAGUGUAGCCGUUCCAUCAGAUAAAUUUGUACAAGUUGCACUAAGACCUGACCCAAACCUUAAUGAGCCAAUUUCUGAUAGUGAGUUGUACAGCAAGGAAGACAGUUCAAAUUCUCCAAGAAAUACCAAUGCGCCUGCAAUUAAUUUUCCUCAAAAUAAUAAUACAUACAGACAGGGGAACCAAAAGGAAAGACAUGAAGGUAGUAAUAAUCCAGCAUCUCAUAGACAGAAUGAAAGAGAAUAUAGUGACCAGAGAUAUGAAGCAAAGCAGAACAAUGAAAGAAACAAUGAUGGUCAUGAAGAAAGUCAUAGUUACACAACUGGAAAAGUAUCUAAAACAUUUGUUAAAGAUGGCGUGGAGUAUAGACAUUCAGACGAUACAAAUAGGCAGUAUCAACCCUCUGGCACUGAUAGAAGUGUGCAACAGACUAGAUCCAGUACUAGAUCAUAUCCUAGACAGGAGACCGAAGACAGUGUUAUACCAUCCUCACCCAGCUCGGAAUCUGAUCAGAAACAGUAUCUCUUAAGAAAACAACAGAAAAAUCAGGACAGGACUUAUUCAAGAGUUGCUGAUACUAAAAACCAAAAAGGAAAAAAUAUACACAAAAGUAGCUUCCCUGUGCAAAAUCAAGGAGGAAGACCUGUGAUACAUCGCCGAAAGUCCAAUCAACGGAAGCUGUCUGAUCUGAAUAGAUUCCCGUCCCCUCCUCCAAUGAAUGUAGCCUCAACUGACCAGGAUCUGGAUUCUGGAUCACAAAAUCUUACAAAGGAACAGAAACAAGCUGAAAAAAAAAGAUUAUUACAAGAAUUGGAAGCUGCCAGGGAGGCCAGAAGAGCUAUAGAAAGACAGCGUGAGGAAUUAGUGAAAAAAGCUAAAUUAAUGCAGAAUAAAACACAAAAUAGACGCAACCAUGCUAGAGAUUUAUGGAAAAAGCGUUAUUUUGAGGAAAAGAAGAGAACGCCCCCGUUAGAAGAACAGUGUAAUAAAUUACGACAUGAAUUGGAUGUUAUUCAUAGAAAAUUAAUGAAUGCUCUAGAAGGAAGUUCGAAGGACAAAAAUACAAGAAUGGAAAAUUUAAAACCUUCAAAACAGAAUAAUUAUAAAAUUCAAGCUACUAGACUAACACAUGAGAUAGAUGACUUACGGCGCAGAUUAGAAAAUGCUAAAAUGAAAUUAACAGCAGAAAUGAAGCUACGCAACCAAGCUGAGACAGAAUUAAGAGCCUUAAGAGCAGAGUUAACCCAGAAGAAGAUCCAUUUGACUUUAUCAAGGAAUCAACAAAUGGCAAUGACCCCUGGUGGUGACAGUAGAUAUUUUAGAACACCAGCAUUGUCAAAUAAAGCAUGAUGUUAACAUGUGUUGUAAUUGUUACAAAAUAUCUGUGAUAUCAAUGUGGGAAGUAGAAUACUUAUCAGUGUGAAUGUUUAUUUCAAAUGGUUAAUUUUAUGUUAUAUAUGACAACCAAUAUUUAGAAAUUUAAAAGAUUUUUGAAUAUCAAUAGGGAUUUGUGAAAAUAUAAAAAAAUAAAAAAUAUAACUUCAAUAUUGAAAAGUUGGAUAGUAACGUUCUUAAUUACAAAUCUUUUUUCUUUAUAGUUUUGACAUUAAAAUUCAAAAUAUUCAUGUUGAAAUAUUUUUAUUUUAAUUUUCAAGAAUUUUUCUGAAGCACAUUUAUGUCCAGCUAAUCAUUUUAAAUUUGUUGUAUUCUUCAAUACAAAUAAAUUCUUUAUAACUUGAAAUCUUUGAAAAGCACAAGAAGAUCCAUGUUUAAGAUUCUUUUUUUAUUUUUUACUUAUAAAAAUUAGGUCAGGAAAAUUAAGAUCAUUUUUUUGUUUUGAUAUGUUUGAAUGAAGACUUUUUAUAAAAUAUUGAGAGAAAAGGGUUCAAUGCAUUAGUAUUUGGAUAAAUAUAUCAUAAGUAACACAUUUCUUUAAUUAAUUAUCAUGAAAAAUUGCUUGUCAGAAGUACUGAAUACAAAUAGUCAUUUUCUUUACAAAUUAGUAUUAGAUUUUAUAUAAAAAAAAAGAUAUUUAUUUAUUACUGUAUCAAUUAUGCUCAUUACAAUUAGCGGCCAAAUCUGUCUGUAGUAUUUUAUGUUAGUGUUCUGUCUAUAUUUUCCCCCAUAUUUUGCAAUGCUCAGGAUAUAUAUGUUUUAGUGCUUGAAUGUUCGUUCUUUCCUUCAUAUUUUUUCCUAUUUGAAAAUUACAAAAAUGUACUUUUUUUUUUUUAAAGCAAUUGACAUUUUAUUGCAAAUUUUGCUCAUUUACAUAAAAUCUUUAUUUAGAGCAAUUCAAACAAAAUUUGAUUUAUUGUAAAAGGCAAAUAAUUGUUUUAGUAUCUUUUGACCAUAGGCUCUGUUGAUAUUACUUAAUGCUUCUUCAGUUGUUAUCAUCAAUUAUCAUAAAAAAAAUAUUAUUGUAAAAUGAACCCUAAAAUUUGCCAACAUUUCAUUUAUAUUAGAAUGUGAUUGUUUUGCAAGAAUGGUGUUUCUAAAUUCAUCAUUUUAAAUCCAACCAUGUCAUAUUUAAUUUAAUCAGGAAUUACUUUUAAUGUAAUAAAUUCAGCGAUUCAUUAGGCUUUCGAAAUUAAAAUAAAAUCUAACCCAGGAGUAUUGUGCUUAGUAUAACAAAAUAGUAAAAGCAAACUUGUUCAUUGUUAGAGGACUACAAAGUUAGAACCUUACAAAUAUAUAUAGUCUUGAUAGUUAUGUAUUUUAAAGUUUUAUUUCUACAAUUUGUGCUGGUGUUAUAUGUUUUGUUUUUGUCACUUAAUCCGUCCAUUCUAUUUUGUGUACCAUUUUUAAGAAGUUUAUAUAUUUUUUCAAAUGCCAUUUUAUAUAUUUAAUCAGUUGUAACUGGUGUAAAUUAUUGUACAGGAGAUAGUUUGAUAAAACUUCUUUCUAUAGUA